CUAUGCCUCAAAGCCCAGUGAGGACUACGAGGACCCUCAGGAUGUGGAGGGCAUCCGUGCGGCUCGGGAGAAUCUGGGCGACUGUAAGCUGAAGUCUGCAGAGGACUUCACCGUUCCUGAACACCUGAGGAUGAACGUGGAGAAGAAGAGAGCGCAGCUGCUGGAGCUGGAGAGGAAGAUCUUUGAGCAGAAGUCUGAGAUGAACCUGCGUGUGCUGGCGCUGCGGGACCAGAAGGUGGCGCUGCUGUCUGAGCUGCAGGCGCAGGUGGAGCAGCUGCAGGCCGUCCAGCAGACCCUGCCGCUCCAGAAGCACCGCCCGCUGCCCGCGCUGCCCGUCCUGCUGCCCGCCGAGGUGCCCGAGAGGAGGCACCGCUACACCCGCGCCACCCUGGAGCGCUUCAACACGCUGAGACUGCAGGAGGAGCAGGACAUCCUGGAGCUGCUGGAGGCGCAGGACACACACACAGAGGAGGACACACACACCCAGAGCCAGGACACACACGCGGUGGAGGACACACACUCUCAGCAGGAGGAGCUGACACUGCUGGAGGAGCAGAUGAGGGAGAUGGAGGAGGCCAGGGGACUGAACCUGCAGGAGCAGCUGCUUACACAGAUGCAGGACAGUGUGUGUCGCUUCGAUGCGGAGCUGUGUGUUCUGCGUCAUGAGAAGCAGCAGCUGGACGUGAGUCUGAAACUGGCGGACCUCCGACACGUGACGCUGUUCGAGGAGCUGCUGCUGCUAAGGGACUUCCAGAAGAGGGAGGAGAAGCUGACCGAGAGACUGCGCACAUACCGGCAGGAGGAGGACGACAUACAGGGCCGCAUGCGUGAGUGUCAGCGUCAGAUGGAGCUGAGGAAGCGUGAUGUUCAGCGUCUGCAGAACAGAGAGAAGAGCAUCUCCACCUCCUUCCAGACGUCUCUGGGGGAGAACCAGCGCUUCGAGGAGUUUCUGACCCGCGUCUUCAAGAAGAAGAUCAGGAGGACCAAGAAGAAAGAGACACACACCGCUCAAGAUGGAGAUCAGUCUGAGGAUGAAGAGGACAGUGAUGAAGACUCUGAUGAAGACUCAGACGCAGAGGAUGAGGACGACUAUGAGGAGUCUGAGGCUGGAGCUGCACUGGACGACACUGUGUGUCCACCGAACUGUGACGCUGCGCUCUUCGAGAACACACUGCGUCUGCGGGAUCUCCGUGUGGAUGUGGAGGAGCAGCUGCAGGACCAGAUGAAGACGCUCGACACCCUGAAGAAGGACUACGACACACUGAGCAAGAAGCAGCACCGGCAGCUCACACCCCAGCUCACUGACAUGGAGACGCGCAUCAGGGAGUCAGAGGUGCGCUGUGAGCAGCUGAUGCUCCUGAAGUUCGGGAAGCUGGUGGAGCUGGAGGUCCUGCAAACACUAGCAGGAAACAGGAAGGUGGAGGAGAUGAGACAGGAAGUCAGAGAGCGGGACGCCAGAUACACUCAAGAGCUCAAACACUGGCAGGCUGAGGUUGUAAAGGCGAAAGCGUGUGUGACUGCAGUGAUGAAGCUGAACACUGAGCGACUGCAGAAGAUCAACCGACUGAUGACACAGAAGAAGACACUGGAUGAAGAGCUCGACUGCAGACAGAGGAGAACGGUGUGUCAGUAUGCAGGUGGUCUGGUGGAUGAGCAGGAGCUCCAGAGGCUGCAGCAGCUGAUCUCGGGUCAGUCUCAGGACAUCGCGGCUCUGAAUGUGGAGAUUCAGGCUCUCUCCCGUAAAGACGGACACAUCCUGCCUCCGCUGGAGCCCGUCCUGCGCCCCGCACACACACACACAGCCAGCGGCACCGGGGCCCACAGCAAACUCACACUGAGCGGCAGAGCUGUCAAAUAAACACACACACACACACACACUCUAUUUACACAAACACACACACACAGACAGAGUGUGCAGGUGUGAGAAUGCAGUGAAGAGUCUCUGUGUGAUGUACAGGUGUGUGUCUCCUCCUCAGGGCCUGUCAGGACUCUUCUCCUGGUAUUUAAUCAUAAUAAAGCAAGUUUAUUCACUCAUUCUCCUUCA
Molecule: messenger RNA, 2044 nt
Organism: Danio rerio (zebrafish)
Lineage: Eukaryota; Metazoa; Chordata; Actinopteri; Cypriniformes; Danionidae
Source: RefSeq, a predicted model, not a curated record